Messenger RNA from Henningerozyma blattae CBS 6284, 969 nucleotides. RefSeq names its product serine/threonine protein kinase BUD32 (gene BUD32). The record is from RefSeq and is a predicted model, not a curated record. The transcript has a single exon. Bases 1 to 969 code for a protein of 322 amino acids. Lineage: Eukaryota; Fungi; Ascomycota; Saccharomycetes; Saccharomycetales; Saccharomycetaceae. Gene Ontology annotation, biological process: protein phosphorylation. Gene Ontology annotation, cellular component: EKC/KEOPS complex; nucleus; cytosol. Gene Ontology annotation, molecular function: protein serine/threonine kinase activity; ATP binding.
AUGAUGUUUUUAAAUCCGGCGCUACCAGGUAACCGAUGGGCUCUACAAAUGAAAGAAAAAAAAAUAAGUAUUAGAAGUAAUAAAUUACUUAUUAAAUUACUAAGAACACUGAAAGAAGCACAAGCAAUAAUCACCAAUAUUACGAUAUCAAAGAUGUCUGUGGAACUAGUUGAGCUUGUUAAUCAAUAUUUGACACCAAACGUUCCUAUUUCUCCAAUUGCCCAAGGUGCAGAAGCUAUUGUGUUCACCACACAUGUACAUCCAUAUUUACCAAAUGAAAUAACUAAAGAUAUAGAUACAAAUAAAAAAUAUAUAAUUAAAUUUAGGCCACCAAAGAAGUAUAGACAUCCAGUGAUUGAUAAAUCUUUGACUAAACAUCGUACUUUGAGUGAGGCCCGUAUACUAUCAAAACUAUUUCAAAUUGAAGGCUUAAAAGUACCCAGAUUGAUUGCAAUGGAUGCCGUGAAUGGUUAUCUUUGGAUGGAAUUUUUAGGUGAAGAUUUGCCAAAUAAUAAAGGGUUUAGUAAUUUAAAAAAUUUCCUUUGGAUGUAUUCCAGUGAUGGUAGAGAUCCUUAUGAUAAAGUAGUAAAGGAAACAUUAUUUAAAGUAGGAGAACAAAUUGGCUUGUUACACUGGAACGAUUAUUGCCAUGGUGAUUUAACAAGCUCAAAUAUUGUGCUGGUCCGAGAUUCAAACGACAUCGAUAAUUGGAUUCCUCAUUUAAUUGAUUUUGGGUUAGGUUCAACGUCAAAUAUGGUUGAAGAUAAAGGGGUUGAUUUAUAUGUUUUAGAAAGAGCUAUAAUUAGUACACAUUCUUCCUAUUCGGAUAAAUAUAAUGAAUGGCUAGUAAAAGGUUUCAGUUCAGUUUAUGAGAAACAAGGUAAAAACGGCUCUAAGAAACUAGGGGAACUUUUAGGAAGAUUUGAGGAAGUUAGGCUACGUGGUAGAAAAAGAAGCAUGUUAGGAUAG